Meloidogyne enterolobii is the source of this 1079-nucleotide messenger RNA. The record is from the annotation of a GenBank genome assembly. NCBI's taxonomy places the organism in Eukaryota, Metazoa, Nematoda, Chromadorea, Rhabditida, Meloidogynidae.
UUUUGUGCUUAUAAGGCGGUCGAAUGUGCUGCAAUCAGCUUGUCCCAUAUUUCUGCGGAUUUUGCCCAUUUUUGACUUCUCUCCAUUUUUCACUCUUUGCUAUAUUUUCUAAACUUCCAAGAUUCUAAACUUUUUCUUAAUUUUUAGGGUAAGCGCCGGUCAGACUCGAUAACCCAUCUUAAUUUAUUAUUUUCGCUAAUUUUGCCCACCUUUAGGUUGUUGAAUCCCUUAGAAAGACUCAAAAAUUUGAUUUCAAAAACAUUAAUGGUUUGGAAUUGUCUGACCCAAAAGAACUUUUUGUUCAGCUAUAUCGUGUUGUAAUGUCUGGAAUAACUGGAGCAAGAAAAAAGAUUACUCCUCGAGAAGCUCAAAAUCUUUUAAAUGAUUAUUUUACAAGUAAUGAAACCAAAAGAAGGAAAGCAAUUGUUGUUCUUAUUGAUGAGGUAGACAUGCUGCAUACAAAACGUGAAGACGUAAUUUAUGCAAUAUUCAAUUGGGCAGCCGAAAAACAAUCAAGAUUUUGUGUGAUUGCAAUUUCAAAUACUCUUGACCUUGCAGAAAGACAAUUUUCACAAAGAAUCGUCAGUCGAAUGGUAGCCUCCGUUUCUGGUGACUUGAGGAAAGCUUUUGAUUUGGUUCGACGUGCAAUUGAUUUGGCAUUGGAAGAAUGUGAAAGACAAAAUAAAAGUAAAAGUGAAGCAGAACUUUUGACUACUCAUGUACUUGAAGCAAUAAAAGAAUCAAUCGCCUCAAUUCGAAUGCAAUUUUUCUAUUCACUUUCAAAGCACGAAUAUUUAAUUUUUAAAGCAUUAAUUAAUGAAUUGGUUGCAACAGCUUUAGAUGAUGUCGAUUUUUCUUUUGUUUUUAUGAGAUAUAAAAAGUUGUGUACUUCUGAACAUUUAAUGCCUUUACCUUUAGAAGCAGCAUUUUAUCACAUUCAGGAAAUGGCUACUUUCCAAUUUGUUGUAAUCUCUUCAAAAAAUAUUAAACUCCAUUGCCGAAUUAAACUUGGAUUUCCUUUGAGUGAAGCAGAAUUUUGUUUGAGGCAAAUGGAUAAUUUAACAAAGAAGGCUAUUUAA